UAGGUUGGCUUUCGGGAAGUACUUUUAUUGCCUUCUCUUCCUCAGUACAGUGGGCACUGUAAGCGUCGAGGUGAGAGGAGGUUUCUCCUCUAAUGAGAGUGGGCACUGUGAGCUUCGGGCUGAGAGAGGACGUUUCUGCUCCAAGAACUCUAAGGGGCUCUGUGAAUACACUCUGGAUGAGUACAUUAAUACACACCUGUCCAAGGACGACACUCCUGCCCUGAUUAAAAUCACUGAAGAGGUGCUCCGCAGUUUAAGUGUCCUUCAUGGUCCAACUACCAAAGUCCUUCAUCGGGAUAUCAAACCUCAGAAUGUUUUGAUAGGUAUCAAAGGAAAUGCAAAAUUGGCAGAUUUUGGCAUAAGUCGCAGACUGACAGUGGAACAAACAACUCUACACACAGUCCCUGCGGGAACAAAAUGCUGGAUGGCCAAGGAGACAUUAGACAAACAAGGCUCUGGAUAUAAGAGGAGCUCUGAUAUACAGGUGGCUGGGAUGUUGGUAUACUACAUCCUUUCUGGUGGACACCACCCCUUUGAAGGUCCACUUGGUGAUGAACUUGAACAGAAUCGAAACAUAAUCAAGGGGACUUACACACUAGAACAUGUGGCAGACGAGGUGGCAAAGGACCUCAUUGAGUGGAUGAUCAAUGAAGACCCUGCUGGGAGACCUACAGUGGAGGAGACCCUGAAUCAUCCCCUCUUCUGGAAACCACAGAGGAGAUUGGAUUACUUGAUAAAAAUUGGGAAUCAGGAGGAGGCAGAGAACCAUCGUAAUGCUGACCCAGAGCUCGUUCAAGCGCUAGACCAAGGUGUUGAGACGAGAUCCUUCUAUCAGUGGAAAUCCAAGCUGCCCCCUUUGUUGAUCCAGAAGGUGGAAGGUAAAAGGAAGGCCUACGCUGAGAACACAUUGGGGUUACUGCGCUUCAUACGCAACCAUGAUGCACACUACACUAAGGUUGCGGAUAAGGAUGCAGAUGCGGCCUGCUGUGUUUGCAAAGAUCUGGUGACAACGUUUCCUGAUCUCUUUGGAUGCGUUUACAAGUUUGCUAAGGAACAGAACUGGAAUACAAGUCGACCUGAUCUCUGCAUUUUUUUUAAUGCAGAGGAACUAAGCUCAUGAUGCUGACAUAUACAGUGGGGCAAAAAAGUAUUUAGUCAGCCACUAAUUGUGCAAGUAUUCCCACUUAAAAAGAUGAGAGAGGCCUGUAAUUAUCAUCAUAGGUACACU
Messenger RNA from Oncorhynchus tshawytscha (Chinook salmon), 1228 nucleotides. RefSeq names its product serine/threonine-protein kinase/endoribonuclease IRE1a. NCBI's taxonomy places the organism in Eukaryota, Metazoa, Chordata, Actinopteri, Salmoniformes, Salmonidae. Gene Ontology annotation, biological process: IRE1-mediated unfolded protein response; protein phosphorylation; intrinsic apoptotic signaling pathway in response to endoplasmic reticulum stress. Gene Ontology annotation, molecular function: ATP binding; protein serine/threonine kinase activity; RNA endonuclease activity. The record is from RefSeq and is a predicted model, not a curated record. The transcript is spliced from 8 exons. The coding region runs from base 425 to 1120 and encodes 231 amino acids. Gene Ontology annotation, cellular component: IRE1-TRAF2-ASK1 complex.